Messenger RNA from Perca fluviatilis (European perch), 2103 nucleotides. RefSeq lists its product as uncharacterized. Gene Ontology annotation, cellular component: plasma membrane. The transcript is spliced from 8 exons. Lineage: Eukaryota; Metazoa; Chordata; Actinopteri; Perciformes; Percidae. The record is from RefSeq and is a predicted model, not a curated record. The coding region runs from base 48 to 1349 and encodes 433 amino acids. Gene Ontology annotation, molecular function: transmembrane signaling receptor activity.
CACCAGUGAAGAAGGAAGAGAGGCAGCAGUAAACCACCAGUCUCAACAUGACCGUCCGUCCCACUUUGAUCUGCUUCUUCUUCCUCUCUCUGCAGGAUGGAAACUCUGGGCUCGCCAAAGCCCAAAUCUUUAUCUAUACAGGAACUGAAGGAGAAGAUAUCAGAGUUAAAUGCUCUUCUUCUCAGUCUGGAAACACAAAGUUCUUCUGUAAGAAUGAAUGUAAACAAGGAGAUCUUCUCAUUGAAACAACUGAUGUCACAGCUCAGAGCGGCAGAUAUGGGAUGGAAUAUGAAAAACUUCGACCAGGAGCAAAUGUUUGGGUCAGCAUCUCCCAGCUGACCAAGUCUGACUCAGGACUCUACAGGUGUGGUCUGGGAAGACCUUUAUCUCCAGAUUUAUACGCAGACUUUGAAAUCCGUGUUGUAGAUGCACUGCUGGAUCGAACUCUUCCUGAAGUGAGAACCCUCCAUAAGACAUCUGGAGAUAAUGUUGUAGUUGGAUGCUUCUUUCCUGUCUCUAGAAGCAGGAAGUACUUCUGUAAGGAACGAUGUGAAGAUGAAGACAUUCUGGUUCAAACAUCUGAUGUCAGCGCUCAGACAGACAGAUACAGCAUUGAAUAUGUAAGAGGAUCUCCGUCUAGAGUAUUUGUGUAUGUCAGCAUCUCCCAGCUGACCAGGUCUGACUCAGGACUCUACAGGUGUGGUCUGGACAGACGUUUGUCUCUGGAUCCUUACCGUGAGUUUAGGAUCGUUGUCACAGAUGCUUCAAACACGACUGAACCAAUCAGCACUCUGCCGAUGUUUCCAUCAUCAGUCUCAUCAACCUCCACAUCUCCACACACUGGUACACCAUCACCCAGAGCUGCAGGUGUGCUGCUGUACGUGGGUCUGACUCUGGUGGUCCUGGUCCUGGUCCUGGUCUUUCUGUCUCUGCUGAUACUCUGCAGGAGGAGGAGGUCUAAAGCCAAAGAACGUCCCGUGGAAACCGAGUACGCUGUCACAGAGACCAACCGAGUGUACGAGGACAUCAGAGAGGACGGACAGAGACGGUCUCCUCCUGUAGAAAUCUCUUCAGGUUACUCUAGCGCCAAAUACUCCAAACCAAGCGCUGCUGAGACCAACGAUGACUACAGCGUUAUCACUGCAGCUAACCUUCAAAAUACAGCUGAAGAAGACUCCGGUAGACUCACCUACUCUGAGGUUCAUUUUACAAACCGGGCCGCCAGCUCGCCCACCAGCGCCCUCAGGGGAGACGCUGAUCAUGUGGUCUACUCUGUUCCUCGGGUUAGAGACGGCUCUGAUGCUGCCCCCCCUGAAGAUGACCCGCCCGUCUACUCUACUGUUCAUUAGCUUUAAAGGCCGUCCACACCCAGAACUACAACCAGAACUAGAAAUAUGUAUUUUAAAUCGUUCUAACUCCACCACAAGUGUAACACCAGCGACAGUAGUGAAUGUUAUCGUUGGGUAGGGCUGCUCCAUUAGGGAACAAUCCUAAUCAAGUUUAUUUUAGUCAAUAUGGAAAUCAGGAUUAUUUAACACGAUUACUUUUGGAAAGAAGUUGUUUAUUAUUGGAGUUAAAAUCAACAGUGAAAACACCUUCAACUGGGACAUUUCCCUUAAAAUAAAUAAUGUAAAAUAUAUAUUUAAAUGUUUUCAAGAAAAUAACAAAGGACAAAUUAAGAGUUGUGUAAUGUGCAGAAUAUCUGUUUUUCUCGAUGUUGUUGUGAUCAUUAGCUGGAUUAAUUACCCAGCCCGUCUUUGAGAUCACUGUCAUUCAGACAUGACUUAACUAUUGGUUUAAAAAAACUAGAUUGAUAAAUUUGUCUAUAAAAACAGAUAACUCCAGUAACAGUUUGUUGGAUUCUCCAAACCCUCGUGUAUUUCUUUUUCUUUAUCUGUGCAACGUAAAAAAGAAACGCGUCAUAAAUCUGUGUGUUGUAGACCCCUGACACAGCAGAUCCUCCAUCAGGGUGGACCCUCACAUCGUUAUCGUUAUGGUUACGGUAGUCUCUCAUGUCCAGACCUUCCUCCACAAUGUUGCAGAGGAAGGACUGGCUAGUCCACACAGCAUUUCUGGAUGGGAGAACAAUGUGCUCUUGUUUAU